Nematostella vectensis (starlet sea anemone) is the source of this 1258-nucleotide messenger RNA. RefSeq lists its product as uncharacterized. The coding region runs from base 88 to 1104 and encodes 338 amino acids. The transcript has 4 exons. Lineage: Eukaryota; Metazoa; Cnidaria; Anthozoa; Actiniaria; Edwardsiidae. The record is from RefSeq and is a predicted model, not a curated record.
ACCUAAAACUCAAGUGGAUACAACGCUCAAAUAACAACCCCAACCAUUCCCGAACAAGAAGGAUUGUGGUGUAUCACUUUUAGAACAAUGAAGAAACAUAAUUCAUCUAGAUUUCUAUUCGUUGUCAUCAGUUUCUUUUUCACACAGAAAAUUGCCAAGGGAAGCACCUACUACGAGGUCCAAAACUUCCAUGUUCUGCUUGAUGAGAGUCCUCGCUACGUUAUAAGAGUCAAGGACUUGUUACAGUGUACUUUGGAGUGUACCAGAUCUGUGAACUGCCUUCAUGUCAACUUUGGAGUCAUAAGCCACGAGUGUCAAAUAUUCGAUAAGACGAUCAGAUUAAUGGUUUUACCGAGCAAAGAGUUUCACUAUCUCAAGGUGAUGCGGUCACCCUGCGCCCAGAAUCCCUGCAAAAAUGCGACCGAGUGUAUUGAUCUCGCUGGUAUGGAAUUUAAGUGCGCAUGCGCCAAACAACAAGCUGGAAGACUUUGUCAAUACAAUGUUAUUCACCACUGGGUGCUGACAGAUGAUCGUGAGCAAGGAAUGAGCCUAGUUAACGGACCAACCUUUCUCGAAGGCCGUACACCCGGCACAAAAGCCAUCGCUUUUAAGAACCCCCCUUACCCAUGCUAUGCAGAGCUCAAAACAGUUCAACACUACUUUGUAAGCUUCAGCAUCGCCUGCUGGCUCCGACUGAACUCUAACAGUGAUAUCCAGGUCAUUUUUGGCGACACGGGCAAACCUAAUCGGGCGUUCUCGCUCUUCGCUAAGAAAGGCCCAUACCUUGUGUUCACACGAAACUCCUUAGACAGCUCCCCAAGGUUCAGAGUUCAAUCACGCUUGCUUCCUAUUGGCCGAUGGUGUCAUGUUGCAGUCACGUGGGACCAAGUAAAUGGAAUUGCAAGGGUGUAUGUCGAUGCUGAGGAGAGCGGGCGGCAGUCGUUUAAUGUUACGAAGUCUUGGUACGCUGCCUCGAAGGACGGGUAUCGUAUUGGUUGCUAUGGUUACAGUGCGGAAUCCCAGCUCGAUGGAUCAAUGGCCGACCUGUAUAUUAUCGAAGGUGCUUUAAAUCGGCAUGAUCUAAACGCACUUAUGGGGUCUUAAACAAAAACAUUCGAGUAAUAAAGCAACUAUAGUAAAACUAAGGAUAACGGGAUUCCAAAGCUGAUUUCAUCUGUGUGUCAUGAAACUGUUAGAAUUCAUACUGUAAUCUAAUAUGAAACUUUGAUUAAAUGAAUAAGAUCAACUGGGCAACCAC